Molecule: messenger RNA, 2307 nt
Organism: Lasiosphaeria miniovina
Lineage: Eukaryota; Fungi; Ascomycota; Sordariomycetes; Sordariales; Lasiosphaeriaceae
Exons: 2
Coding region: 1-2307 (768 amino acids)
Source: RefSeq, a predicted model, not a curated record
AUGGAGGGGGGCUCGUUUCUCGGAAUACGGAAAUCCACGUCCUUAACUAGUAUCCUUUCCACCAGAGACGAGAAACUUGGGCUCCCGCUGCCGGCCCACCAGCAACAGAAGAUCAGAGUGCGGACCAUUUUAGGCCAUUGUCUGUAUCGAAGGGUUCUACUAUGGUCCGCUGCCGUUCUCUUCUUCCUCUUCUUCGCCCUGUCGAGAAGCAGGACCCAUCUGCAGCAUGGCAGGAUAAUGGAUAUGGUGGACUUCGCCCAAGGGGAGACGGAGAAUGUCAGCAGCCUAGAAGUGGUCGAGCUGGUACCACCGAGCGAGGUCCAGGCCAAGGAGAAGACCGACGACGAGAGCGAUGGCUCCAAAGACGCAGGGUCUCACAUGCCCCACUGGCUGCGGUUCAGGCACCUUGACGGAUACUUCAACGGUAUCAAGGCCAUGGUGUCGCUCAGCGAACACAGGCCAGAAUUUCCAAGGAAGAAGGGAGAGAAGUCGCCUUUCCCUCUGACGGUGACUUACAAUAGCUUGCCAACACCCACCCCCUUUGUUCCUCAGCCCGACUACAAAUCACCCGAGUACACGAGCAAGUAUCAUGCAGUUGAACCUUGCUACCUCGACAAGGAUGAGAAAGUCCCCGUCCCAGACCUCUACGCCUACAGCGGGGUCGUCCAGGGCAUGCCGCUGCCGGCUAUGGGGUCCCACAGUCUGCUCGGCCUACGAGAUGACAUAUGCUUCGAUCGGUUUGGCAGAUACGGGCCAUACGGACUGGGCUACGGCUUCGGUGAAGGGGGCGUGGAAGUGGGCACUGACACUGAAAACGAGUCAAGCCAAGCGGUGUGGUCCAAGGGAGGCAAGAUCAACUACGACAAUGUCGACUGGGGCGACGCCCAGACACGGUGCUUCGAGUCUAACAAGAAACGUUUCGUGGAUCCCGUCACGGAAGACGACCAGAAACCCGAGCCUCGAAGCAGCACAUCUAACGAGCCCGAAAAAAUUGCCCGCACGGCCAUCGUCGUUCGAACUUAUGUCGGGUUCCCAUGGUCACAGCAUACGGUUCUCAACUUCAGGGCCAUGAUCUCGGAACUAUCCUUGCGGUCGGGAGGCGAGUACACGGUGCACUUUCUACUCCAUAUACGCAGCAACGACGAGCCCAUCUGGGCAAACCCUGCAACGGCACAGCAUAUUAUGGACGAGAACGUGCCCUACGAGUUCCACAGUAUCUGCACCCUGUGGUCCGAGGCACAGAUGCGUCUCAUAUACCCAGGUCGCUUUGGGAGUUCGGUCGCGAACCCGAGUAACGGCGAUAUCCACGGCGUCUACCGCAGCGCUCAGAUGCCGUUGCAGAAUUUCGCUGCCAACCAUCCAGAGUACACCCACUUCUGGAACUGGGAGAUGGACAUGCGCUGGCUUGGGAACUACUACGAGCUUUUCGAUCGUCUUGCCACCUGGGCCAGGAACCAGUCCCGGAUCGAGCUUUGGGAGCGGUCACAGAAAUAUUACAUUCCCAACUUACACGGGAGCUGGGAGAAUUUUAGCAAUCUUGUCCACCAAGAAAUGCAGGACAGUGGCCGCAAGACCAUUCUCGGACCUGUGCGUUUUGCUGGCCAGACAUCGGCGCACGCCGGCAAUAUCAUUGAGGAAGAGAACCUGCCGGCGUCGUGCACCAACAGCACCAACAUGUCCCAGUGCGGCGUGGGUGAGGAGGCAGACCUCAUCACGCUCAAUCCAAUCUUCGAUGCCGAGGAGUCGGGCUGGGUUUUUGCUUCGGACGUGACUGGAUACGACAGUUCUUCCCCGACGCCUCCCCGCAGAUGUGCAAUCAUCACGGCAUCCCGGCUCAGUCGCCGUCUGCUCAUGGCGAUGCACGAGGAGACUUGGAAAUACCACCACACCAUGUUCUCGGAGAUGUUCCCGGCGUCGGUGGCCCUCCAUCACGGGUUCAAAGCUGUUUAUGCGCCCCACCCCGUCUAUCUCGACCGCGGCUGGGACCUCGAGUCUGUUGACGAGGCUUUCAACGGCGGCCGGGACCACAGUACUUCUCGCCAUGGCAGCCCUUUUGAUUUCCAAAACGAACACAACCACAAAGGAAGCACCUGGUACUUCAACAGCGAAUUUGCCGGGCUAUUAUGGCGGCGUUGGCUUGGCUACGCGCAGAUGGACGGCCGCGGAGUCAACGGCGGCCGGUCCGGCGAGGGCACUUUGCGCGGAGGCAUAGUCGAAGAGAAGAGCGCUGCAAGCAGCGGGCGUCUAUGCCUAAAGAGUGUCCUCCUCCACCCAAUCAAGUGGGAGCAUCCCAGCGAGAUGUGGUGA